CGGCGAUAAUUUUAGCUAACUGCAAAGUUUUUCUCAUAGCAAGGGGGCUGAAAAAUCUUGGUCCAAUCCAGGCAGCACUAAUAAUAGACAUGCUUGUUAUCUUUGCCAUAUAUCAUAUAUGGACCAAUUUAUUUAUGCCACUUAACAAUAAUUUUUAAAAUUUAACUAGGCCUGUUGGUUUUAUUGAGUGUAGGCUAGGCUAUCCAAUUAGGCAUUCAAGAAGGUUGAUGGCCAAAUUAAAUUAUGACCACGGCAAACUUGGAACACGAUGAGCCCGACGUUGCAUUUGAAAAGACUGUCAAUAAUGUCAGGUAAGCCUUACAGCUAAUUUGGAGAGAUCUUUACAUUAAUCCCUAGAUUUGCGAGCAUUUCAUUUAAAUGCUGCUUAGGCUUAAGUAAACUAAGUCAAGUUCAAGUUGGGUUAAGAGACCAAGUUUAAUGACUAAUCAUUACUAAUUUUAAAUUACUACUAAUCAUCAUGACUAGCAAUCACAAAUGUCAAAGAUAACAGGGAAGAAUAACACGACAUAACUUAUGUCAGUAUUGUCAGAUAGAAGAAUAAAUAUCAAAUAGGCUACUAAACUAAUGACAAAUAUUGUUAAAGCAUCUUCAGUGUGUUAUAGUACAGACAUGGGCUAUAUUGUAUUUUAUAGGCUAACAGUAUUAGUAGUUCUUAGCCAGUGGGUCGUGACCAUGGCAACCCCUUUGACUUUGAGGGGUCUCCUAACAACAAUAUGUCACGAUCGCCACAGAACUUAGAAAUUUGAGGGUUUUUUUUUUUUUUUUUUUUUUUUUUUUUUUUUUGGGGGGGGGGGGGUGGCAAACUGCAUUUUGAUCUUAUUUCAGGCCUACUACUAAUAAAUUAAAAUGUUUAAUAUUAUUUACAGUUACAAUGAUCAUGAAAAUUUCUUUUGUCACUACACUACACUCUACACUUGAAUAUCACAUUCAAUCACACAGAAUUUUAAAUAAUUUGCAUACUUUGAAAUGACACUGUUAGUGAAAUUAAAUUAUAAUUAAAACAAUUUCUUAGUAAAUUAUUUUCAAAAAAACUUAGAUCUAGAAAAUUUCAAUUUAUUUAUUGAAUUUUAAAAAACUAGAAAUGACAUCAUAUAAACUAUUUUUUAAUGUUAGCACAUAAUUCCUUGCUUGAACUCUUGAACUUAAAUUAAAAACAGCUCUUAAAAAUUUGUUUGCUAAGUGAAUCUUAUAAUUAUUAAAAUAAUACAUUGAUGUUUAUUUUUUAUAGGGAAAAGUCAAAAUGGCCUUUGAUGGUCAGCGAUUUUGGGAACAUGUUGAAAGCUUUUAUUGGUUCAAAUUAUUUGACCAUUGCAUAUGCAUUCACACAAAGUGGAAUUUUAGUAAGUUUUAUUCCAAUAAAAUGACUCUGUGAAUGUUAUCAAACUUUUAUUUUUAAAAAUAUGUAGAAAUCAACUUGUGGCAUUUUCUCCCCAUUUGGAUUUUGUGGGGGGAAACAAUUAUCUUAAGAAACAAAAUAUUCCAUAAAGUAAGUACAUGAGUUUUGAUAAUUUAGUUUUAUGAUUUUAAAAAUCCCAACUAAAUUAACUCCAAAAAUUGGUAAGAAGCACUAAUUUAUAGCUCCAUUGAUAAGAGUAUAUUUAUACACUAAAUACAUGGAAAUAUUUCUAGACGUUUUAUGAAAAAAGAACUUAAAUGAUAACAUGGUUGUAUCAGUUUGAGACUCCGACCUACAUGAACAUCAUCUUAUCAGUUUAGAGACAUUUUAUAUCAUUACACAGCUAGAUAUUAAAGAUGCUUUUUAUCCAGAUUAUUAUCUUUUAUACAUGCCAUACUUGAGUGUUGUUAAAAUGGAAAAGUAAAUAUACAGUUAAUGAAAGAUAAGAAAACCAUAUUUUAUUUUUCAGCUUUAAAAAACAAAGGACCACUGUUUUUUACCAAGCAUUGUUGAAGUCUUCUGCAACUCUUUUAUUUAAAUGAAUUAGUAUGCCAGUUUGUGAAAAAUUUUCAAAAUUAAUAGCCUUGUUUUAUAUUUAGCCUACACUAGAGUAUAUGGAAUUGUAAAUAAAGAGUAUAAACAAUAUUUAAUAGUGUUAUAUUUAUUUAUUUUAAAAUGUCAACAUCACAAAAUUUUGUGAAACUAUUUUCCAAAAGCAAACAAUAAGAAUAGUCAUGACAGCAAGUCUUCCCAAUGAAACUUUAAUCAUGGGUUCUAAAGUUUAGAUGUGCUUGAGUUGUUUUUCUUUCAUAUUGCAUCUCAAUCUUCAGCCUUUAAAAUGUUCUGUUUCCUUUACUCUCCCCUGCCAUUUAAGUUGAAAAUUAGAACUUUCUUUCAUAUUGCUAGGACUCUUUUUCAUAAAUUUUAUGUUUUAAAAAUAACCAAUUACAUGUUUAAUAGACAAUAAAACAAAAAGCGACCAAAUGAAUCUCUUUUGAGGCAAAGAAUAGAUCAUGAGCAAAUGGAAAAGUAUGCAUAACUACCUAGCCUCUCUUAAAACUUUAUCUGAAUCCAGUUUAAAAUCAAUUAUCCAUUAAAUAUACAUUUUUUUGCUCCAUUAAGCAAUAUUACUAAAUAAAUUAAAACUUUAGUGACGAGAAAAAAAAAUUAAAAUGCAAAUAUAGUGCAGCCGAUUUCACCUGGUGUGUCCCUAGUUUGCAACACACAUUAUGAAUCUAAUAGAGAAAAAUAGAAGAAAAUGUUUUAAUUCCCUCCAUUUCAUACACAAACUAACUAAAUGUUAGCAAGUUUUCUCAAUUUUUUCUAUAAUUUUAUAUGUGACCUUUGUUAUAAACCAUCCAAUUUGUUAUCCAAAUAAUUUUUUGGACACAACCUUUAUUUAAAUUUUUUUUAUAUUAAGUUAUAUAGUGUGGGAGGAUUAAAUUAGUUAUUUUUAGUGUGUUGCUGGAUAUAAUAAAUAAUUUCAAAAAAUAUUAAACACGCUAAUCACACAAAAGCACAUUAUUCCAUUUAUUCUUUUUUUUCUUAUCUUUGCUAUUUCAGAUGGGGGUCAUCUUGCUAACCAUUAUAGCAGCUGUAACAGACCACUGUUGCCACCUCAUAGUAAAAUGUAAAUAUGAGGCUAUCAAGCAUGUAUUAUCCAGUAGAGAAGCCUACAAAUCAUCACCCACAUCAUCAGUUAAUGGUAAUGCUACAUUUAACUCAGAAAAACAAGAUGAGGUUGAAAGAGAUCUAGAUAACUUGAAAAAGUCUCAGGAUCAGAUGGUAAGGCACUUAACAUAUGGAGAUGUUGGCAAGAUUGCUUAUGGAUCAGUGGGGCUUUUUCUAGUCAACGCAUGUCUUCUCCUCACUCAAUUUGGAUUCUGUGUUAACUAUUUCAUCUUUAUCGGUAACACAAUUUACACUUUGUUUCCAAGUGAAAAUACCACCAAAAAUUAUAAUGAUAGUACUAUUGUAAAUGAACAAAUUACAGCUGAAAAUUUUAAGUCACAGCAUAUAGACUUAAAUAUAUCAUUAUCAGCAUUGCCAGCUUACCUUCCAAUGUACAAUGUGUCAGAAUAUGUUAUAACUUCUACAUCACCUGAUCUUCGCUUGCUAGUUCUGACUCCAAUACCAGUAUUUGUGGGAUUUGCAUUUUUGCGAGAUGUGAGGCACCUUGGUUUUGUCAGUGUGGGUGCCAAUGUUUCUAUAUUCAUUGGGAGUCUCGUUACCUUAGUCUACAUUAUUGUAGGUGAGAGUUUUAAAUGAAAGCUUAGUUUCUUGAUUUACUAAUUAAAUGGUACUUAAAAAUAUUAAACUAUUACAUUAUGUACUUUUAAAACUUAUUAUUUCAUAAUAGUUACUCUCAACUCAACCUCCAUUUUAUAUUUAUUAUAUAUUUCGUUUAUCCCAGGCUUUAGUGUGUCAUCAGAUUGGGAGCUUUACAAAUGGGCAACAUUACCUGUGUUUUUUGGUAUGGUGACAUCUGCUUUUGAAGGUAUUGGCACAGUAAGUAACCUUCACCUUGGUUCCAUCAAUUUAUGUUCUUUAGAAACAAAAAGUGUCUGGACAAGUACAAACAAACGUCGCAAUAGACGCUGUCAGCUUUUUUAAAACCGAAAGUAGUGUCAGUCAUUUUGGUUCUUCUUUAUUGUCUGUAAACUGAAGGCAUCUUGCUAGUCAUGUGUGUAUUAAAUGAAAGCAUUUUGUCUUGUGGAUAAUAUUUGUAUGUGGAAAGGACAUUCAAUAUUAAUAUUGCUAAAAGAUUAUAACUCGAGUUUGAAGACGAAUUCAAAGAAUUAAUUUGUAUAAACUGUAACUGUAUGAAUGAAGUGCAUCGAGAUGACUCCAAAUUGAAAACUGGUAAUUAAAUGAUAAAUGUAAUCACUUCAUAAAAUACAUUUUGUCAGAAUCAAAGCAAAAAGAAACUUAAUCUUCAAUUAUAUAGAUGAUUCUAGUAUUUUAGUUUCAUUGCAACAAUAUCAAUAUACUUUUAAACUCUAAUUUGCCACAGUUAGCAUUACUCAAACUCAAAAAUGUCAGAUACAUCUAAUAUGCACAAAAAUCAUACCAUUGGAAAGGGCUGGCAUUUAGCUUUCCAAUAACAUCAAAAUUACCUUUCUAUCUCUUAUAGCAGAAAAACAUAAAAUAAAAAUAGAAAAGAAUAGCUAUUCAAUUAAUGAAGCUAUUGAAAUACAAUUUUAAACAACAGAUAGUGUCCAGCUAAAAUUAAAAACAUUUAUCAAUUGUUAUUUCCCAUUAAAAUAAUUAACCUUCUCACUUUAACGAAAAAUGGAUGAAAAGUUAGUGUGCCAGAAUAUUAAAUACUUCAUUUUAAAGCCAAUAAAGCGCUGGCAAUAAAAUGUUCCAAAAUAACAGAUAGUAUCCAAAUGAAAUUAAAGCUAUCAUAUUAAUUAUCCUUAAAGUUAUUAAACUCCAAAUAAAAAAAAAUUGAUGAAAAGCUACUGCGUCCGACAUUGGUACAUAUAAAUACUUCAUUUUUAAACUAAUAAAGCUAUUGUAAUAAAAUUUUCCACAGUAACAGAUAAUGUCCCAAUGAAAGUAAAAACAUAUUGUUAAUUAUUAUUUCGCAUUGCAAUAAUUCACCUCCUCAUUUUAAAUUAAAAGUAAAUUUGACUAAAAGCUACUGAUACUGCGUUCGACAUAUUGGUACAUAUAAAUACUUCAUUUUAACCUAAUAAAGUUUAUAAAGCUAUACAAAUAAAAUUAUCCACAGUAACAGACAGUAUCCUGGUAAAUUAAAGACAUUUUAUUAAUUAUUAUUUCCCAUUAGAAUAAUUAAUCACAUUUUAAGAACAAAUUUGUUGAAAAGCGCCUGUGGCCAACAUAUUGGUAUAUUUAAAUACUUCAUUUUUAAACUUAUCAAGUUAUUGUAAUAAAAUUGUACACAGUAACAGAUGGUGUUCAGCCAAAAGUAAAGAAAUAUUAUUUAUUUCCACCUGCUAGGUCUCAAAUUCUUGUAAAGCUGUGUUUUCGAAGUCAGCUUUGCAAUUCUUUGUACUUGUACCCUCCCUUAAAGAACGAUAACUCUGGGUGAUAAAGGAAGUAAUAACCCCUGUUGCAGUUCUCCAAAGGACAAUGCAUCUGGGGUAAUUACUUCCCUUAUCACCCUGAGUUAUUGUACUUAUUGAUGAGUACAAAAUUUAAAAACCAGUCAUGCAAUAAUGUUAUUGUUAAUUCUUGUUUAGUUUCAAAAACAUAUAUUAUUGGUAAAUCACAGCUUUGUUAUAUUGUAAAUUCUAUAUUUAUUAGGCUUAAAAAAAAUAAGAGAAAAAUAUCACUUUUGAAAAAUAUAUCAUAAUUAAGCUGAUAUUUAAUUUAAAGGACACUUUUUAAAUACCUGUAAAGAUUUUCUAGGCUAAGCAAACUCACUUUUACAAGGGAAAAAAUCAUGACAUGUUAACAGAUUUUAAGGCAAAGCCAUUUGUCAACAAAAUAUUUAUAUGGAUUUAUGUUUUGUGAGGGAUUUAUUUUGACAAAUUAGUGGUGUGAAAUCAGUAAAGGUUGAUGAAAACAUAAGCACACAAACAUUUUUGUUUUAAACUAUUGCAUUUAUUAUUAAAUUGAGUUCUGAAAGUAAUUUUGUAUAAUAAAAAGAAAAAUAAUAGUGAAAUAUAGUAAUUUGUAACAUUUAAUUAACAAGUCUUUCAUAAGAUUAACAUCACCAAAUAAUAUAAAUGGAGAAUAAUACAUUUAUCAUAUUUUGAUAACAAUUAUACAUUUUUGGUACAUAUUAACAAUUAGAUCUAUCGGUUAUGAAAUAUAACGAUAUUGUACUCCUGAAAACUCACAAACUUUUUGUUUUCUUCAGAUUAUAAAAAAAAUGACAAAUAACAAUAGAGUAACACUAGAAAUACUAUUAACAUGAAAGAUUACGACAUUCAACAAAUUUGUUAUUUCUUUUUCUAACCAAAUUGUCCAAAUAUGCAUUUAUGAUAUUGAUAUAAUCAAAAGAUGAUAGCUUUUAUCUAUUUCAUAACAACGGAAUCAAAUAGGCACUGUAGUUGAAUUCCAGGUUAACUUACAUAAGCUUUAGAACCAUUUAUAAUAAUAAACUAAAUAUUUAACUCAUAAUUAAUACACAGGUAUGUUGUUCCAUUUAUGAAAUAAGUAUAUCCUAUCCUCUUCUAUAUAAGUAAUAAAUCAUCAUCAUUCUUAAUUCGUAGUCUUUUAUGUUGGCCUUAUAUUGAAAGAUGGUACUUCAUCCAGGGAAACAUAAUUAUUUAUAUGUCCUUUUCAUUACAUUCAAAAGGAAGUUAAUACACUUGAUUAUGAGUAGUCUACUCAGUUUUUCUGUUAGAAACUUACUUAUUUAGACUUAGGCCCAUAUGUUAGCCUAAUUUAAAUUUUUAUUGAAUUCUAUAAUUCAGUUAAUAACUCCUUUUAUCCAGUAAAAGUUCACAAUUGGGGUUGUAGGUAAGUAGUUUAAUGAAUGUUAUAAGUUGUUGCCCAUCAUUUGGAAUUUCCAGUUUGAAAACCAAGUUUGAGUAGCUGCCCUAAAUUUGCAGCUGCAUUGCUUUGUAUAUUUACAAAGCAUCUCCAGCCUUGUUGGAAUAAAUAAAAAUUGAAAAUUGAUGAAGGUUAAUGUACUUCUUCCUAUCUUGUCUUAUUUUUUGAGGCAGGUUCCAUUGACCCUUGUCGCUCAAAUCUGAAAUCAGGAAUAGGAUUGGGUUAUCUAGAGCCCUAAUCAGCAUAUUCAUAAUCAUGAAUUAUAGACUGAAAAUUCAUUGCCUCUUCUUAGCAAAUCCAGUGUAAGCAAAACAAAAGCUCAAAAAAUUACUAAUACUCUUAUGCCCACGAAAAUUUUUUAAAUAAAAUAUACACUUAAAGAACUAGAGAAGGAAAUUAAUAUAAUUGAGCUUAAAUCCUUGUUUUCAAGUUUUAUGAAGUCCACUAUUACUGUAUAUCUACGUGAAUGUUGACAUAGGCUUUGGCAUAACGUGAUAAGUAAUAGCCUAAAUUAUUAAAUAUAUAAGCCUAAAUAUUAUAAAGCCUAGACCUAUAGUUUUUCUCUAUUAUUUCAUCUAAAUUCAAGUGCGUUUUGAUCCGUCAUAACAAAGAAAAAUUCUUACCUUUAAUAGUAAACUUUCAGUCUGGCCAAAAUGAUGAAACAUAGCAAAACUGCAACAAAUUUUACUUGUGACUUUUCUGCUGAUCAGCCAUCAUGUUUAUCAAUUGUGAAGCAAAAACUUGCAAUGUCCUAGUCAAGAUUGUUUUCUGUUUUCUCAGCGAAAAAUAUUAACAGGGACAAUAACCUCUGUUUCUUCAAUCAGAUGGACUUCCCUAUUAGAGUAUUAUGGUAACCAUAAAAUCAACUAUUGGCAAUGGCUCUGAUUCUUUUUCAGUAACUUUUACAAGUAUUUGGGUGGAUAAUAAUUUUGCUAAAAAUAUGACACUUAUUACUAAUCAAGGUACAAUAGAGGAAAUGACAGGACUUUUAAUGAACUAUAAAAUUCCAUGGUUUUACAAAAGCAAUAUCCUGAGAGAUUUUUAAAUAUUUUAAUUACAGAUUUUGCCCAUUGAAUCCAGUAUGGAAGGAAAUCGCCACAACUUUUCCCCAUUUCUGCAUGGUUCUAUAGUCAUACUAAGCAUGGUUUUGACAACUUUUGGUAUUGUUGGCUACUUGCGCUAUGGGGAAACAACAGAGCAGAUCCUCAAUAAAAAUAUUCCUACAACAACAGCAGUUGGCAUGGCUAUUAAUAUCUGUUUGUUGUUUGGUGUUAUAUUGACCUUUCCACUUCAGAUCUUCCCUGUGAUAGAAAUUUCAGAAAUUUUUAUAUUUGGACAUGGUAGGUUUUUGUAAGAAGCACAAGAUUUAAGAAGAGUUUUUUAAAUAGUAGAAUUACAUUGUAAAAUAAUCAUUCUAAAACUGAAAUGAAUAAUUAUGCCAUGGUUGAAUGAUUUUUUAAAAACAGAUCUGCAUCAUUGUUGGUGUACUAGUGUCUAAAACAAAAGUUCACCUGAGAUAAUUUACUCUAAAGUUUGUCAUUAUAUCUGCAGGUCAUCAAUGUGAUUCUACAAAAAAAGAUCAAGACAAUGAGGAUUUGGAAGAUGGAAAUAUUUAUGGUGAGAAUUCAAAUGCCAAAUUGCUACCAAAAAGAAAAGCACAUGCCCCUGAUCCCGUGAUCAUGACAUUAUUAAAUGAGGUAUGAAAGUAACAAGCUGUUUACAUUUUACUGUCUUAUGAAUAUUAUGUUAAAGAUAAGGAGAAAUGUAUUUGCAAUUAAUUUCAACAUGUAUAUUAUGAGUCAAAAAUGAAUUUACAUUUGCUCUAUGUUGAGAGCCAGAUCUAGAGUGACAACCAUUGCAGAAGCUAUUCAGACAUGUCAAUGGAGAGGACUGGUCUGAAGAAUCCAACCAAACUCACUUCCAUUCAAUAGAUAAGGAUCUGUAGACUUGAAACCAACUCUACAGAAAGCUCCCACAGAAACAGACAAAUGACAGAAGUGGCCUCCCUUGGCCAUUGCCUGAAGCAACAAUCAGCAAAUGAUAAAAGCAGAAUACAAUAAAUAAAUGUAAAGCCCGUUGGCAUUGAUUUCUUCUUCAGGUUUCAAGUUGGAAAAGAAAUAUCCUACGUAUUCUAAUUGUGCUAUGUGCAGCUGGACUUGCCAUUCUCUUACGAGAUCUGUUUGCAUAUGUUAGCGCUUUUAUUGGUAAGUUAAAUAGUUUUAAAUUUUUGUUGUUAUUCUGACACAUUACAGAAUUUGGAGUUAUACCAUGUGCUGUGUCCAAAGGCUUUCCUUUUUUUAUACCCUGUAAAGAUAUACUCUUACAAUAUUUUCUCCAGAAGGUCUGGGAGAUAGAGGGGGUGGGGGGGGGGGCGUUAGAUGAUUGAGCUCUCCUGACUGACAAACAUUCCUGCCGUAGACAUUUUGGAUGUGAACCCCACAACUAAUCUUUAUAACCCAUGAUAAAAGUUAUUCAGCGAAGAAUCCCAGUCAUGAUAAUUCAUAUUGAUUUCAAUGCAGCCUGCGGAGUAGGAAUAGUGUGCGGUUUCGCCUGGCAGCUUUUUCUUCUUUAUAUGGAGGAGUGGCAUUUUUGACUGCCGAUUUUUUUUUCCGGUAAAGUGGGCUGGUAAAAUUUUUGUCCUGCCCCAGUGGGACUAAUCUAGCAUAUGCCGCUGUAUGUAAACCUUAUUUUAGUUUUUUAAAGUCUAGAAAUAAUUUAGAGAAACAAACUAUCAUUAUCUUCAUUGGUAUUUGGUUCUUAAUGUUUAAAAGUUCUGCAUCUGUUUAAAAAUGUCUGAGAGAACAGAUAAACUUUUAUAUUUUUUGUUUACAUAGUUGUAAAACAACAUUAAUAAAAAGACAUUUUGAAACCCUGAUCAGUAAAAAUAGUAAGAAGAUAUAUGAAAGAAACUUACCUUACUCUAGAGAAUAUUUUGUAAAAAAUAAAAAAUGUGUUCAUUUCUAAUAACUGAGAUUUAAAGACUGCCUUACGUGAAGAAAUUAUGCAUUUGAUUUCUACAAAUUCUUUUAAAUUGUUUAACUUUCUAAUCAAUUUAAAUUUAAAAUGAUAAGCUCAAGAUAAUUUUAAAGACUUUCACUUUACUAACAUUUCCAUCUUGUGGAGAGUAAUCUUUUGUCUUGCGUGUAAGCUGUUGUUUGACACAUGUGGUAUUUUAAGACUUUCUUGUGCUGUGUUAACCUGGUGACCGCCUAGAAAACUGGGUCGAUGGAGGCGGGUUGACACUGUCGAUCAAAUUAUCAUGGUUUACCAUGUCUGCUUCAUGGUUGAGUGAACGGGUGGGUGGGUGAACUCAGAUCUACUUUAGUUUUAUGUUCUAGGUAGAGUGUUGAGUCAAAAUGUCUAUAAAAGUUAAUAAUUCUACUUUUGUAGAUAAUUUAAAGAUUAAAAUUUUAAUACGAAAAAGUAGCAAAUAAAAAAAAUAUUUAGAAACUUUAAAAACAAGACUUUCUAUCAAACGCGAGUUAAAAUGAACAUAUUUUAAAAUGCAUUAUGCAAAGAAAUUCUGUGCAGAAAAUGUUUUUCAAAACGUAAUAAAAAUAAAACAUUUGAGUUUCAUCUAUACUUAUUUAGAAUCCUUUGGCUUCUUAGAGUGCUAAUAUACACUUUUGCACAGUUUUUAUUGCGAAAUGCAUUUUAAGGAAUGUUAAAUUAUUUUCUUUUUAAUUUGUUUAAACUCGUCUUUGAUAGAAAGUCUUUUAAAUUCUUGCUUUUAUUUUAUUUUCAGGUGCCAUUGGAAGUUCAGUAAUUGCCUAUAUUCUUCCAUGUCUUUUCCACUUGAAGUUGUGUUGGCAUAAAAUUGGCUUUUGUGUCAGAUUCAAGGAUAUUUGUAUUAUUGUUUUUGGUACUGCUGCCAGUAUUUUAAGUUUGUAUACAACGAUAAAAGAAGUUGUUGAAAAAUUUUGAUAGAUUUAAUUCCUAUAUCCUUAUGUAAAUGCAAGAAUAAAUUAAUUGACUUUAAAGAGAUGUGUUAUGUUACUAUAAAGAAACUGAAUCAUAAUAAAUAUAUAAAUAAAAUAUUUGAAAAUCCAUAGGUACCGGUAUUAUCUAAUAUUAAUAGUAAUAUAUUUAAAAUUAUUUAAAAAAUAAAAUAAAUCAAUCAUCAAAUCUGUACCUUUCAACGUGUUAGUUGUACAUUUUACAUUAUAUCAUUUAAAACAAGCAUGUAAAAUAAGUUUUUAUCUGAAAUUGUCAAUGUUAUGGAAAUUUGUUUUUAUUCUUUAAGACUUAAGACUAUUUUUUUCAAGUUGUCAAAGAGCUUGUCUCUUAAAUUACAACACAAAAUAUUGUGUAAAACGACACUCACACCUCCCCCUCUAAAUUCAAUUAAUUUUAGAUUUUUCCCAUACUUAAUUACAUUGAAUAAAAAUAGGAUGCUCUUCUCUCUAGUUAUUUGUGACACACAGAGCCUCAGUGGUAUUGUUAUUUUAACUAUUCCACAUGGUAACUAUAUUAUACUUAUGUCCUGAUUAUAUAAUCUCAGGAUGUUUACAGCUACAUUGUUUUUUGCUUAUUACCCUAUUUACCUCUAUACAUGCUCAAAAGUUGUUUUAUUUCAUUGACAGAAAAUGCAAUAGAAUUAUAAGCUUUUUAAAGAAAAGUAAGUUUAUGAUCUAUACAUAUACACAAAGGAUUUAUUAUAAUAUUAAUAGUAUAUAUAUAGCUCCGGUUUGUCCUGCUUCCCCUUCAAAAUCGCCCUCUCCCCAGCUCCACAUGUUUUAUAUCAAUAGUACUGAGAGAAGAAAAAAAGACUCACACAGUUUUGUGUGACGGUUGAACUCAGGUAAAUAGUUUGAUUUUCUUUUCUUUAAGGGGAGGUGACUAUUAUAUUUUUUAAUUAAUCAAUAAAGAGUCAUUGGUAUGGUGUAGUUGUGUCUGUAGACCUAUUGUGUAAAGACCGGAAGGUAGAGUGUAGGACUGUCUGUAGGGCCAUUGUUUAAAGGCUGGAAGGUAGGGUGUAGCACUGUCUGUACGCUUAUUAAAUGCCGUUAGAUUGGCUGGAGGACUGUUUGUAGGGCUAUUGUUUUAAGGCUGGCAUGUAUUAUAGAAAAUGAGAAUUUGAUUCCUUUUUUUUCUAACACUUGGACCCACCGGGUAUUUUCUCUAAAUACCCGGUGUAAAAUAACUGCAACUGGUUAAGCCCUAAAAUGUACAAUUUUAUACACUCUGCUUAAUAAUAAUUUGGUGGGACUGUGAUGUAAAAAAUGUAUGGUAAAUAUUACCAAAUAAAAAUAACAGUAUUUGUGUUGUCUUUUGAUGCAUGCAUUAUUGCCUUGACAUGAGAGUACAGACUCUCUCUUCUUGCUAGUUUAAGAAUCCUUGUUAAUAAAGAGUAAAGAUAGGUAGUAAAGAUAGGUGAUAUAGAUUUUUAAAAAUUUUUGCCAAAACAGAAUGACAUGCAGUAGUGACGACUAGUUGGAGCUUAGAACCAGAAGCACUAUUGUUUUUUGAUAUACCAGUAGUUUAAAUAAACAUUUUUUCUCCAUCACCACAUUCGGGAAAUGUAUUGAUGGAAUAUGUCAAAGAGACUGUUAAAAAAUUAUGAGCAGAACAUAGGGAAAGAAGAGUUAAUGCUGAGAAGGUAAUACGAUACCAGACAUUUAAAAUUUACAAUCCACUUGUUUAAAUUUCUGACGACGUUUCACUAAGUGGACUACAUGGACCAUGGAAUUCACUCCCACACAGAAGC
Messenger RNA from Lymnaea stagnalis (great pond snail), 12593 nucleotides. Lineage: Eukaryota; Metazoa; Mollusca; Gastropoda; Lymnaeidae. The record is from the annotation of a GenBank genome assembly.